AUGUCUUCCAAUCCAUCUGAUGCAAAUUUUGGGCCUCAUGUCGGUGAUAUAUCGUAUGCAAACGCACUUGACUCAACUAUCCCAAUUGAAAAUAAUCCAUAUAUUGCUAAAAUAUUAAAUAUAAUAUUUGGUAAAAUUAUAUAUUUUAUCAAACUUAUUUUUCAUCUAUUUUUUCAACGUAAAUUUAUUCUUCAUCGUUUAACUGGUCUAUCAUAUUUACUUCAAUAUUUUUUUGCAUUUUAUCUAUAUUUUAAAAAUUAUGAUUCAUUUAAAUCAUCAUUUUUAAUUUGGUCUUUACCGCUAACUGGUUUACUUCAAGCUACAACAGCUAUAUAUACAUUUACAUUUUUAUCACGUACAAAACGUGAUGCUGGUUAUUAUUCUGAUCGUGGUACUCUAUCGUAUCCAUUUAUUGUUGAAAAUUCAUUUUUUGCUUCAUUAUUAUUAUUUCAAUGGUUAUACUAUUCAAAUAAAUUUUAUCCAUUUCUUACUUCAUCAAUUAUAAUUGAUAAUUUAUUUGUAUUUUUACCUUAUAUUCCAAGACAAUUAUGGCCAAAAACAAGUUUUCGAGAUUCAUUAUAUAAUUCAAAUAAAACUAAAACAGACAAAAAUAAAAAAUUUUUUUUCAUUGUUACAUAUAUAACAAAAUGGUUCUAUGUUUGGGCAAAACAUUAUAUUGGAUUCUUUUUAAAUUAUAUUCGAUUUUUUAAUCGAGUUGAUCCAGAAAAUAUUUAUCAUAUUUAUUUAUUACUUUUAUUUGGUGCUUUUGCAACAACAAUAUCUAUAUUUCUUCAUACAUUAAAAUUUAAAGGUUAUUUGGGACCAAAACUAUCGUUUAUGAUUUAUAUGGUUUCAUAUUUAGCUACAUUUUAUUCAUUUAUACAAAUACGAAAUGAAUUCAUUGUAAAUAUAGAUUUAACCACAUAUGUAUUCAUUGGAUUAUUAUUAAAUUUUACAAAAUAUCAACAUGCAUAUCAAAUAUUCUUAAUGAUUCUAUUUAAUGCACAUAGAAACAAUAUGUUACCAAAUGAUAUUACAAAAUAUCUCUUCUUAUCAUAA
This is a messenger RNA of Rotaria sp. Silwood2, 1059 nucleotides long. Lineage: Eukaryota; Metazoa; Rotifera; Eurotatoria; Philodinida; Philodinidae. The record is from the annotation of a GenBank genome assembly.